Molecule: messenger RNA, 533 nt
Organism: Fusarium vanettenii 77-13-4
Lineage: Eukaryota; Fungi; Ascomycota; Sordariomycetes; Hypocreales; Nectriaceae
Exons: 1
Coding region: 8-406 (132 amino acids)
Biological process (GO): mitochondrial respiratory chain complex II assembly
Cellular component (GO): mitochondrion
Source: RefSeq, a predicted model, not a curated record
AUUCAAAAUGUCUCGACUACUCACCCACCGUAUAACUCCCCUCCUUCGCCUCUCAAAUCCCGCUCGUCUCUCUUCAACCUUCCAAUCCCGACCCGGUCCUCCCAAGCUCCCCGCUGAGCAGCAGGCCGAGUUCGAGCGCCUCCAGCGCGCAGCCGCCGUUUCUUCCGCCUUUCAGCCUGUGGAGGAACAAACCGGCGCAACAACACCUGCUACAUCGCAGGCCCGUCACGCAACGACCCCUGAAAAAUCUGAGGAUGUGAACCAAGGCUUGUUCCGUGGUGCGCCACCCGAGUUCGAGGGUGAUACGAAUCCGAAGACGGGAGAGGUCGGCGGACCAAAGAAUGAACCCCUCCGAUGGGGUGGUGAAGGCGAUUGGAGUUACAAUGGACGAGUAACGGAUUUCUAAACCUCAAAACGAAACCAACAGUGGUGCGGAAUGUACAAAAGUGUACCAUAGACAUAGACGGAGAGACGCCGUAUGAUUAAACUCCUAUAUCAUGAUCCAAUGGGGUAUUCUCUAAUACUACAACACC